GGUGGGAGUCUGGAAAGAGAGAGAAAGGGAGUGAAGACUAUUUUUAGCAAGCCCUCUACUUGGCGGGAAGAUAACCACGUGCUCUUUGUGUUGGCCGCCUUCGGAUAUAUUUUCGAGUCAAAGAUCAAUAAUAAUCCACCGUAAACUAUCAACAUGCUUCAGGAUUAUCUUUUGAAGUACCACGCGAAAGACCUGGAAGACAUAUUAAACGCUACGGAGGAUUAUUUAUUCUAUUCGGUAUACAUCAAUUUCGUGUCCUUGUUUGGAGUUGACGCGGAGAAUGCGAACAAAAUCCUGCGCAAUCCCAAACACUAUUUACCGCUGUGUGACGAGGCAGCGGUAAAGGCUCAGGAACAAUUGUGCAAAACGGAGCAAAUAGUGAAAACCAAAGUUCACGUUCGAAUCACUGCAGUACCGCUAAGCGUCGACAUAGGUAAGAUUGGCGAGCUGGUUUCGACAUCCGGAAUUGUGGUACGCAUGUCUCAGCCCACAGUUAUGAAAUUGAAAAAACGCUUCGUCUGUAAAAAAUGCAAACACGUUAAUAUAGUGCAAUUAGAAUGGGAGAAACAAUUGUUCAGAAACAUUAAAUAUUGCGAAGCAUGCCGGUCCGAAAGUGUGACAGCUUCAACGUCUUUGGAACAAGACGAUUGUUCUGAUUACCAAGAAAUAAAGAUUCAGGACAAAUGUAAAACGGAUACAAGGAGUUACUAUUCCGUGGGUUUGCAAGUAGUCGUGUUGGAUGACCUCGUUGACAAGUGUAAACCUGGAGAUAAUGUAGACAUCAGCGGUGUGAUUAUACGGAAAUGGGGUACGUUGAAGGCCGGCCAUCGCGCGGAAGCUACAACGUUCCUGAUGGCAAACAGCAUUUCUGUGCACAAGAAAAUCACAGGCGCCACGUUCUCUACGGCGGAAAUAAACGAUACCUUUACAGCGUACUGGGAACAUUAUCGGGACAAUGCGUUGUCUGGCAGGGACAAUAUUCUCGCCUCUAUUUGUCCACAAUUGUACGGGAUGUAUAUCGCGAAAUUAGCGUUGGCCGUUGUUCUGUGCGGCGGCGUGGCAAAAACUAAUGAAACGGGAAUGCGCGUAAGAGGUGAGCCUCAUCUUCUUCUGGUCGGAGAUCCUGGCACCGGUAAAUCGCAAUUGCUCCGUGUUGCGUCUCGACUGACCACACGGUCUGUUUUUACAACCGGUGUUGGAAGUACUGCCGCUGGACUUACAGCAGCUGCUGUCAAAGAUUCCGACGGUUGGCAUUUAGAAGCCGGGGCUUUAGUGCUCGCGGAUGGAGGUGUGUGUUGCGUGGACGAGUUCACGACAAUGAGUUCGCACGACAGGACAUCUGUACACGAAGCAAUGGAACAGCAAACGAUCUCCAUCGCGAAGGCUGGCAUGGUGAGCACAUUAAACAGCCGUUGCUCCGUUGUCGCGGCCAUCAAUCCGGACGGUGGAUGUUUCACGAACGAAGAGUGGAAAACCUGCCUCGGAAAUCCUCUCUUGUCGCGCUUCGAUCUGAUUCUUCUUCUUAGAGACACUGGAAAUCCCGAAUGGGACAGAUUGACGUCGAGUCACAUUUUAAAAGCUGCCUGUGAAGACGAAGAAAACAAUUCACAUUCCGCUAAACUCGAGAACAUGGGUCCUUUGAAUUUAACGGGCUUGUGGUCGGAAGAGACUCUCCGCGAGUAUUUCGCACACGUGCGCAGCACGUUAAAGCCAACGCUAACCGAAGAGGCAAAAAAGAUACUCAGUGCAACUUAUCUUCAUCAUAGAUCAGAUCCAUGUAGAAAGCCUGAGAGAACAACAGUGCGACUCUUAGAUAGCCUUAUCAGAUUAGCUGAAGGCCAUGCAAAACUAAUGUACCGAGCUAAGGUAGAAAUCAUUGAUGCUGUCACUGCAGCAGAGUUGGUUGGAACCACACUGUUGGAUAAUUCUGAUGCUGGUUGUCCCUUUCCAACAGAUCCAGUAGCAACAUAUCGUUUAAAAGCAAAAGACUUACUCAAAAGGCUUAAUUUACAAGAAUUGGAACCACACAUAUAAAUGUUACCCUGCCAAUACAUCAUAAUCGAAAUUAAAAAUCAAUUAUUUGUAAUUUAAUAUUUUUAUGUUAGAUAUUUAGGCUUUUAGUUAACUUCAAAGAGAGAUUAUUUUUCUAAACCUUAGUUGUAUUUAUAUGUAUUUAUUACCAUUAUAUGUGAAGUAAUACAAAUAAAACGUCGUAUACCUCAGUUCCAACAAAUAACAAUUGUUAACGCUUUGAUUUAAAAAAUUAUUUUACAAAUUUAUAAAAUUUCCAGUAAAAUCCAACUUCCUUUCUAUAACAUAUUCCUCAUUUUGAUAAAAGCUGUUUGAUAUUAAACAACAAUCAUACUAAGAUAAUUCAACGUAUUGCAUAAAAACAGGAAUGUACAGGAUUUCACAAGGUGUUGUAAGAAAGCUAAUUGUGAAUAUUUAUAAGUAAAUUAGCAUUUAUGGUUAACAUUCAACAAAUAGGAAUCAAAUUGUUUUAUAAUUCGAAUCUUGCAGUUACUUGAACUUGGAAAUUUAAUUACUUUCGUAACUUAUAGUAUGAUCACAUUGUCAUGAGACUGUGCCACUAAAAUGUGAAAGCUAGCAAAUAUAAGCAAUUAUGUAAUAAUAAAAUUAUGAUAUGGUCGAUACGAUUAUCAAUAGCUCACUCAUAUCAUUGUAACCUAAUUUGAAGAUCUCAUAAAUAAACGCAUGAUAAA
Molecule: messenger RNA, 2723 nt
Organism: Vollenhovia emeryi
Lineage: Eukaryota; Metazoa; Arthropoda; Insecta; Hymenoptera; Formicidae
Product: DNA helicase MCM9-like
Exons: 11
Coding region: 154-2034 (626 amino acids)
Biological process (GO): DNA replication; double-strand break repair via homologous recombination
Cellular component (GO): nucleus; MCM complex
Molecular function (GO): single-stranded DNA helicase activity; ATP binding; ATP hydrolysis activity
Source: RefSeq, a predicted model, not a curated record